AUGGAUUAUGCCGAAGGAGGUACAUUAUGGGACGUGCUUGAGUCGAGCCCUGAAGGUAGAGUUCCUGAGGCAGACUUACUUUGGUGGGCUCCUCAGGCAGUCUGCGCCAUCAACUGGUGUCAUUCCCAGGGUUUUGUACAUCGUGAUAUCAAACCACAGAACUUCGUUCUCACAGCAAGCAAUCACAUGCUUCUAAUAGAUUUCGGGUCUGCUGCGCCACUUUCACCUCCAGAGCCUGACGGGAGUCAGUCAGUCCCGAAACAAUAUACCCUUGUUCCUUGUGGUACUUGUGAUUACAUUUCUCCUGAAGUUCUGCAAGCACAUGAAGAUGCCCUCCUUGCGCUGGAGUUGUCGGACGACAAUGUUUCUCCUUCAUUCUCCGAAGAAGUUGGUUCGUAUGGCUCAGAAGUCGAUUGGUGGAGCCUCGGUGCAAUGUUGUAUGAAUUGGCUUAUGGAGUGGCCCCUUUCUUCGCUAAAGACAUCCGAACUACUUAUCUGAGGAUUUUGGACUAUCAGACAAGCUUGCGCUUCAAUGCGGCGAUUCCCGUUUCUAAACAACUACAGGAGUUACUUCACAGAUUUCUCACUGAUCGGCACCAUCGUCUCGGGAGAUGUAGCGUGCUGGAAAUAACAGAGCACCAGUUUUUCGGAAACACCGACUGGUCUUGUGUAGAUUCGCGCCUUGCACCGUCUGACAUCCACGUGCCGCAAUUCACAUAUUCUGCAUCAGCAGUACCUGAACCCCCUGAACCCACGGAUGAAGGCAAUUCACAGCCGUUUGCGUUUUCUGCUUUAUUUCAUUCUUCCCCAAACACUUCGCUUGGAAUAUCGAUUUUGCAUGACACGUCUCAUCACAUAUCUCCACGAGCCGAGUCGGCCUUCAUCGGAUUUUCGUGGGGUCCUACUGAGGACGUAUACCUUCUACCAACCAAUUCAUCUCUAAAAUACGAGACAGGCAGAUUGGCUACUCCUCAGCCUUUACAGGCCACUUCCGGGAACCAUAGCCCUCGUCCAUUGCUCAAAGCUUCCAGCACUGCCACGCAUUUCUCCGCUUUUGCAACACCUAUUCGUCCCCAUAGUUUAUCAGCAUUCCACACCCUUCCCCGCACAGGCACUAUUCGGCGUACAGCUCAGCGGCGCGCUGUUUCAGAUCGUGAAGCCAUGAAGCAACUUGUGGAAUGCAUCGGAAUGAGUGCCAGGAAGAAAGUCCUCGCUAGUGGCCGCAAGCCGCGCUUGAUACAGUCCUCUAGCCGAAAUUUUUCAAACACCGUUCGGAAAGAGCUGCGCUUUUGUCUCCGGCCCAUUGUUACUGACAAAACUUAUGACUCUGAUGAUUUCCCAGCCGUGGUGGCUGCUUCGGCAUCUGAGGGAGCAGAGGAAACCGAGUCGGAUGGACCACCAAGUCCCAGCCCAAGUCCACGCCCUGGUUCUGCAAUGUCUGUACUCAGCCGAAGAAGCGUGACGCCCACAAUAUCUGGAUCCUAUUCUACUCGUUUCUUAAACCUCCCCUCUACUACAUUUACGGAAAGCAGUAAUCUGCAAAACGACGAUAACAUCUUUGAAUCGCUGGAACAUAGGCACACCGCUAUGAUGUCUGAUUUGACAGCGAUUGAAGAGCGCUUGAGCCGCAUCUCCAUGUUAUUAUCGGUGGAGGCACCUAAGUCCUCCGGUCAUAUCGGUUAA
Messenger RNA from Suillus fuscotomentosus, 1683 nucleotides. RefSeq names its product kinase-like domain-containing protein. Gene Ontology annotation, molecular function: protein serine/threonine kinase activity; ATP binding. The coding region runs from base 1 to 1683 and encodes 560 amino acids. The record is from RefSeq and is a predicted model, not a curated record. The transcript is spliced from 5 exons. Gene Ontology annotation, biological process: intracellular signal transduction; peptidyl-serine phosphorylation. Gene Ontology annotation, cellular component: nucleus; cytoplasm. Lineage: Eukaryota; Fungi; Basidiomycota; Agaricomycetes; Boletales; Suillaceae.